UUGUCCGAUUUUGCUCAAUUCGGACCACUAAUCACUCUCGUGAACCUAACAGUUUCCGUUCAAAUUUGAAAUUCACACCCUGCUAGAUGGUUCAUCCCCGAAAAACUUCUUCCUGGUUGGCGAAAAAUCUUAAAUACUCACCGAACGGCGCCCACUCGUCAUUCAGUCCGCUACUGUCCGAACAAGAAGUUGGGUCAGGUCAUUAGCAAGUGCUAUACCUACCUCUAUCGUCGUUUCACAACAAAGAAUUUCGGAAAAUAUUCUGCUAAUUGGGUUAACUAUUCCAUCAGGUGGCAGAGCGAUAGUUCCAUUAUUAGCGCAGUUCCAGUAAGAUGAUCGUGCUAAGUGUUGGGGUGGUGCUAAUGGCACUCCUGAACGUCAGCAGUGCCGUUGAAGUGAUAACGAGUCCGGAAAGCGUGGUCGCCAGGGAGGGUCAACACCAGCUGAACCUGCUGUGCGAGACACCCGGAAGUCAGCCGAUCGAUUUCUGUAUAGUGAAGGUCCCGGGCUCGCCAGCUCCCUUUGCCAGCAGCGAUCGGUUGCCAGCGCCGGUUCCGGGGCUGAGGUUCUUCGGCCGAGGUUGGAGCAAGGGGUCCUGUGGGGUUUCGGUGGAUACGGUGGGGAAGCAGCAUGAAGGAUCCUUCGAGUGUACGGUUUCGGUUGCUGGUAAGAGCUACAAGGGUUCGAUCGGGAUCGUCGUGCAGGGUGAAGCGGUUGCUCCGGAGCCUCCGGUGAUCGAAGUGAGCAGCAAUGUGGAGGACGCCGAUGGUGAGUUUGACUUUGGAAAGCAGCUGAUAGCUCGCUGUAUCGCUCGGGAUGGCUGGCCUGGUGCCAAGUUGUCCUGGUUCUUGGAUGAUAAACCACUGUCUGGAGCUGAACUGGGAGCUGCAUACUCGGAAACGGUUAACCAAAGAACCACAGUUCAGCAGUUCUACCGGAAAGCUGUGACGGUGGAAGACAACCGAAAACGCCUGGUGUGCCGAGCUGAACACGAGGAGUAUCCAAAUGGAUUCAUGGAAACUGCCCUUCCAAUCAAACUUAGGAACACGAACCUAAGGGCCAAUGAAAUCCAGACAGAUGAUCUAAAGCAGGCAGAAGUGCAACCUUCUUCCCCAGAAUUGUUGGUUUCGAGCGAUGUCCAAACCAACAAAGGAGCGUUCAAAGUUGGGUCCGACAUGGUGGUGGAAUGCAUCGCUCGCGAUGGCAGACCGGCAGCUACAUUCUUGUGGUUCUUGGACGGUCAACUGAUCUUCGAGGGACUGUCGGCACCGUUCCUGGUGAAAAACCCCCAGGGCCUCGUCACAACGCAGCAGAUUCUCAAGCGGACAGUGAAAGCCAGCGACGAUGGCAAGGCGCUAAUUUGCAAGGUGCGACAUCCGAGUGGAACAAGCGAAACACGGCUGACGCUGCGCACCUACAGUUGAAACGUGGUGGUGGUGGGCUGGAACGAUUCUAAAACUUUAAGCAACUAUACCGGGUGUGAAGUGAUUAAACGUUCUAAUGAAACUGA
Messenger RNA from Aedes albopictus (Asian tiger mosquito), 1510 nucleotides. RefSeq names its product fasciclin-3. Gene Ontology annotation, cellular component: cell-cell junction; plasma membrane. The transcript has 5 exons. The record is from RefSeq and is a predicted model, not a curated record. NCBI's taxonomy places the organism in Eukaryota, Metazoa, Arthropoda, Insecta, Diptera, Culicidae. Gene Ontology annotation, biological process: cell-cell adhesion. Gene Ontology annotation, molecular function: cell adhesion molecule binding. Bases 333 to 1424 code for a protein of 363 amino acids.